Messenger RNA from Tetrahymena thermophila SB210, 978 nucleotides. RefSeq lists its product as hypothetical. The record is from RefSeq and is a predicted model, not a curated record. NCBI's taxonomy places the organism in Eukaryota, Ciliophora, Oligohymenophorea, Hymenostomatida, Tetrahymenidae. The transcript has 2 exons.
AUGCAUUUAUUAUUUAAGUAAUUGUUAAUUAUAUUAUUUAUGUUGCUAUUUUUAAAGUAAACUAGCAGCUCAUAAAAUAUAAUUACUUAAUAGUAUAUAAGCUAUCAUGUGAUUUAAGAUUGUGCCAAGAAAAUAAUGGCAGAAUUUAUUAUGCGAGAGAACAUAUGCCAAGAAUAAAAUUAAAAGAAUAAAUAGAAAAUACUAUAGAAUAUAAUAACUAGUUAGCUAAAGAUGAAUAAUUAGAAGAUAGAAUUAAAUAAUAUUAGUGAAAUUCUUCAAUUAGUUGAAUAAAUAAAGCCAAUCUAAGAUUUAACAAAAGAUUAAAUGAUUUUAGGCAAUAAUCUGAAUGAAAUUAGUUUUUUAAAUCAAAUCAGACAAAUUGAGGAAUUUCAUUAAGUAAAUAAAGGAUAAUUUAAAUAAAAAAGUUAAGGGAAUUUAUAAUAAAUGAUAGAAGAGUCUCUUAAUAACAAAACUGAUUAAAUUUAAAAUGAAGAGAGUUAUUUUAAUGAGCAGUAGGAAUAAAUGAAACUAUAUCAAAAACAUUUUUAAUUUAGACUCAAUUCUUUAGAGGAAUUGGAAGCUUAUUAAGAAGAAAAAGAAAAUUAAAAUAUAAUAGAAAAUGUGUAAAAGGAAUUCGAAUAAAAAGAACACUUCUCUUUAGAAUCAGAUUAAUAUAACCAAAAUCAAAUUAGCUUAAAGCAAGAAAAAGAUCCAAAUUUUUGGAAACAGUAAUUAGAAUGGUUACAAGAAUCAUUUUAAAAUGAAAAAAAAAAUUAUGAAUAGGUUAUUAGUAAAUUAUAAAAAGAUAAAGAAUAAUUAUAAGAUGUCUUAAAUAAUAUAAAAAAUAAAAAUGAAAAAUUUUAAGAAAAUUAAGAUUUAUAAAAUCUUAUAAACGUUCUAGAGACUAUAAAUUUAGAUUUAGAGCCUCUGAAGCUAAUUUAGAGCAACUCUGGAUAAUAAUAGUAAAAAGAUCUUUGA